CCGGACUAUGCACUGUUUCCACGGAUUAUCGGUGAAGUGGUAACAAAACAUCGCGUUCGAGAAUUUCAUCUUUCAUUAACGCAAGGUUUCUGGCGUACCACCGAGUGGGGCCUACCGCCGCAGCCUGCAUCACCGAGUGGUGCUCAGUUGUAUGCAUGGAUUUCUGGAGACAAUGCAAGCGUAGUAGACGAACGUUGGACAAAUUUUGUGAAUUCGAUGAAUGGAAUUUUCUGUACAUCACUCUUGGAUAUGCUACCGAAUUUUGUCUCAACACCACGACUCUCAUUUUCGCCAACCGGCUAUCUGAAUCCGCAUAAUCCUCAUCAAAUCAGAUACGGUGCUUUAUCCGGUGAAACCGUUUGUACGGAAAAUUUUACGCCAUGGAGGAAGCUGCUACCCUGUAAACAGGUUACUUUACAACAAUGA
Gongylonema pulchrum is the source of this 426-nucleotide messenger RNA. NCBI's taxonomy places the organism in Eukaryota, Metazoa, Nematoda, Chromadorea, Rhabditida, Gongylonematidae. The record is from the annotation of a GenBank genome assembly.